Molecule: messenger RNA, 1074 nt
Organism: Eimeria maxima
Lineage: Eukaryota; Apicomplexa; Conoidasida; Eucoccidiorida; Eimeriidae
Product: DNA/RNA non-specific endonuclease domain-containing protein, putative
Exons: 2
Coding region: 1-1074 (357 amino acids)
Cellular component (GO): nucleus
Source: RefSeq, a predicted model, not a curated record
AUGGGUAUACCUAUUAGUAUGGAGGCCCUUGAUGGGGAGCCGUCUCCUCCCCCUAUAGGUUUCCAUUUGUUGCAGGACAUGGUGGAGGAUAAAUCACAACAGCAGCAGCAGCAGCAGCAGCAGCAGCAGCAGCAGCAGCGGUAUCAACAGGAGCAGGAGCAGCAGCAGCGUCAAAUAUUUACAGAUUUAUGGUUAGGUAGGACGUCUCCUUUAUACGAGGCAUUUGUUCGUUGUCGUUGGCGUCUCCAAAAGGAGACACAAAAGGAGACACUUAGUAAGGAGACACUUAGUAAGGAGACACAAAAGGAGACAGAAAAGGAGACACAAAAGGAGACACAUAAUAAGGAGACACUUAAUAAGGAGACACCUCCUUUUCUCCAUCUAGAUUAUACUGUCUUUGGUCUAAAAUUAUUGCCCGUGCCUACGCAUUUCUUUAAAAUUAUUCUUGGUGUUAAUCCUAGGAGGGGACCAACAAUAAGGAGACCUCCUUCUCCACCUCCUGCUGCUGCUCCUGCUGCUGCUGCUGCUGCAGCUGCUGGUGGUGGUGGUGCAGCAGCAGCAUAUAGUGAUGGUGAUGGUGCUACGGGUUCUGCUGCUCGUUUUGCUAGUUCCCCUCCUACAGCAGGAGAAGGAGCAGCAGCAGCAGCAGCAGCAGGAGAUAAGCAAGAAGAGUAUUACCCUACUCUUGUGUCUCCUCCUGCUGCAGUAGGGGCCUUCUUGGUGCCUAAUAAGGCAAUGCAACAUAAUUGGGGGGCAAAUGCCUUUCGUGUACCUCUUGCGCUUGUUGAAUUCGCUACAGGAUUAGAUUUUACCGUAAGACAUGCUGCUGCUGCUGCUGCUGCUGCUGCUGCUGUUCGUGCUGCUGCUGCUGCUGCUGCUGCUGUGAAUGAUGAUGCUGCCUUUGAUGUUAUUGAUGACGAUGCUCUUGGUGCUGCUCUUGCUGUUACUGAUGCUGCUAUUGGUGCUGCUAUUGCUGCUGCUGCUGCUGCUGCAGAGCAGCAGGAGCAGGUGCAGCAGGUGCAGCAGGUGCAGCAGGUGCAGCAGGAGGAGGAGAAGGAGGAGAUAGUACCUUAA